AUGCCACAAAACGAGUAUAUCGAGCGUCAUCGCAAAUUGCACGGUCGCAGGCUCGAUUAUGAAGAGAGAAAGAGAAAACGUGAGGCCCGUGAGCCCCACAAGAGGGCGGAAACGGCCCGCAGUCUGCGCGGCAUAAAAGCGAAAUUGUUCAACAAGGAGCGUCGCAAUGAAAAGAUCCAAAUGAAAAAGAAAAUUAAGGCGCACGAAGAGAAGAAAACAAAGAAUGUUUCAGAAAAAGUCGCCGAGGGGGCUUUGCCUGUUUAUUUGUUAGACCGUGACGUCAAAUCUAGGGCUAAAGUACUUUCCAACAUGAUAAAACAAAAGAGGAAGGAAAAAGCUGGUAAAUGGGAUGUUCCAAUACCAAAAGUACGAGCACAAGCUGAUGCUGAAGUAUUGAAAAUUGUCAAGUCAGGAAAAACCAAAAGAAAGGCUUGGAAACGUAUGGUCACCAAAGUUACAUUUGUUGGUGAAGGUUUCACAAGAAAACCACCAAAAUUUGAAAGAUUCAUUCGCCCAAUGGCCUUACGUUUCAAAACAGCCCACGUUACACAUCCCGAACUUAAAGCCACCUUCCACCUGCCAAUUAUUGGUGUUAAGAAAAAUCCAAGUUCACCAAUGUUUACUAGUUUAGGGGUUAUUACUAAGGGUACAGUUAUAGAAGUUAAUAUUUCCGAAUUAGCUUUGGUAACUCAAACUGGUAAAGUUGUUUGGGGUAAAUACGCUCAAGUCACCAAUAAUCCUGAGAAUGAUGGUUGUAUAAACGCUGUUCUUUUAGUUUAA
Molecule: messenger RNA, 780 nt
Organism: Ceutorhynchus assimilis (cabbage seed weevil)
Lineage: Eukaryota; Metazoa; Arthropoda; Insecta; Coleoptera; Curculionidae
Source: the annotation of a GenBank genome assembly